Messenger RNA from Cryptococcus amylolentus CBS 6039, 6954 nucleotides. RefSeq lists its product as hypothetical. The record is from RefSeq and is a predicted model, not a curated record. The coding region runs from base 1 to 6954 and encodes 2317 amino acids. The transcript is spliced from 23 exons. Lineage: Eukaryota; Fungi; Basidiomycota; Tremellomycetes; Tremellales; Cryptococcaceae.
AUGCUGGGGGUCCCAUCCACGGCGACAGACAAUGAUGGUCGGCGCGCUCUUGGGAUCCGACCCGGUGGCCAUCCUCUUCCACGUCUCAAGAUCGAUCCCAAUCCCUUCGUGGACAUUCCCCCUUCCCCCACUCUCGAUUAUCCGCCGUCUCCCCUCUCCACUUCUUCAUCCCGACACUCUUCCUCUCCACAGGCUCUCAGAAGCCCGUCGUCGCCAGAUAUCUCAAAGUUCUCGUCGCGCAGAGCGACCCUCGGUAGAAGGCCCACGAUAUCAGCCAGGAAGGCACAGCAAAUCAGCAAUUACAGAGGGCUGUAUGAAACGCAGAAACUACUCUCGCAUCUGCUGGAUAAACUGGAGCAGCGCGAGCCAGCACCGGAUAUCCUCGCUCGCGCAGUCAUUGCGGCUCGCCAAGCUUCUGGACUGCCGAAAGGAAAAGGGAAAGGCAAGGUACUCAAAAUGGGCCAAGCGCUGGCAGCUGCGGCGACUCAUAGUGGCUCUGCAGCGCACAAGCGCCACGUUUCAGUCCCAGUCGGUGGUAUAGGGAGUGAAGACUUUCAAGAGCAGAUUGUCCUCGACGAAGGGGAUUGGGACACGGAGGCCACCUUUAAUCUGGUCCAGCAAACCCGCGAUCUCUUUGUACUCGCUGAACGACAAGACCUCGACCUGUUUGCUGACAAUGGUGAAGCAGAUAGACCUAUACUUGACGCUACGCCCGUGAAGAACAAGAAGGGCCGAACGGGAAGGUUUUCGUCAGUCUCGCCAUCUACCUUCAAGGGCAGUAACGCCACGAGCUACGAAGCGAAUACAUCCAUGACUUCCACCUCUGUGCCUCGAGCCUCAACGUCUACCAUUCCGUCCAUGUCUGGGUCAUACCUCCUCGCGAGAGCCCUGUCCGCUCUUCAUUCCCUCAUCUCCAUCGACUGCCUUCACCGUACCCAUCUCUUCCAUCCCCUCUGCCCUCCCAACGCGCUGCAGGCCGCUUGUCUGGAUAUAGCGAGCUACCUGUAUAUGAAGUGUGAUGUGGAAACAAAGGUCAAGGUUGUCGGGAUGGUGGUUGAUGGCCUGUACGGGAUGGGGGAAGGGAUGGGCGAGAAGGUCUACGAGUGGUUGGAAGGACGAAUGGAAAAUCUCUUGAGGAUUCUGGCGAAAGAACGCGGCGGGGUGUCUGAAAAGAAGGAAGCGAAUGUCGACUGGACCGAUCCCUUCUCGAAACCGCCUCCAGCAACCACAGACAACCAUCUUCCGACAUUUGCCAUCUCGACAGAGUCUCCGGAUAUGGAGAAUCCUAAAUCUACGGGUCCGGGCUGGAAGCAAUUCUCUCCCACCAGUCCACAAUUCUCAUUUUUCCCCGACCAACUCCCCGGCCUCCUGUCUAUCCAAGCCAUGAGAGAUGCUUCUCCCACAGCAGUCCAGAUUGCUGCGCUGGUGCCCCGUAUCUUGAUGGCCAUCUCGUCCACGAUCGACCUGGCUGGCUCCAAGUUGACAAUGAUCCACCGUGUACAUCGUCUGUUGACCAUCAUCCUCUCGGCCAAACCAGACUCUCCCCUUGAUUUGCUUUCCAUCAUUGCUUAUGCUCCGCCCGCCCCUCGUCGCACCGCCACAGAGCUCCUGGCGACCUUCUACCCCAACGUUAUGGGUCAUAAUACGAUAGCGCGCCGUCUGGCGUCUACCACUUAUGCUUCCCAGCGGACGAAAUGGGAGACAGGCCAAUUCAGCGCUUUGGGCGAGGACGACACGGAAGGGCACCAUUUCGUGCCUUGGCGCAUCAGCUCGAAGGAGCAUUUGUCUCUGGAAUCCAUCAAAUGUCUGGUAUGUGAGGGUGAAAUUCAUGGCUUCGGCAUCAGGUGUACGAUGUGUCGAGAACAUCGUCAUUUGAGGUGUUAUACGACGACACGAUCAAGCAGAGGGCCAGUGGGGUUCACGUAUGAUGUGAUGAUCAUCACCCCUACUUCCUCCUCUUCUCAUCUCGUCCACGUCAAGUUUGGAUAUAGCGCGCCGACUUUGGAGGAGGAGCUCCUCUCACCGCGGUUUGCUGCAGUGAGAAAAGCCGGCCAGCAUACGCUGCGGCUUAUCAAUCUAUUUACCUUGUCUCUGUGUGGAGAGUGCCGACUGCCUUUAUGGGGCACAACCCGACAGGCGUAUGCUUGUGAAUCGGGGUGUCAGCGGCUCUACCAUGCUGAAUGCCUCGGCCAUAUGGACAACUCCCAAUGCCGGCAUGGCAAAGAAGUCGUGGUUGACGAGAUAUCAGGCGAGAGCAGCAACCCAUUCACCAUCACCCCGGAAUCUCUCGGCCAGGACUUUAGCAAGCACUGCCAAGGCUUGCUUCUGAGUCAAUCAGAAAUGGAAAGCGUCUCUUUUGACGAAGUGGCAGUCCUUUUCGGUGCCCUCUGGUUACAAUACCAGCUCGUGAAAAACGGGCUCAGCACUGGCUCCUUGCGCAUUGCAGGCGAAGCCUCGAGCUCGGAUGGUAAAACGAAGACGGCAGAUCCUCUGAAUCUCAGACCGGUGCUGAAGAUGUACGAAGACUAUCUUCAAGUUCAGGAGGAAAAAGUAUCUGGGGCGAUGCGUGAUUUCAAACAUGUGGCGAAGCUCGAGAAGCCGUUGGGGACAGGGUAUCUCUUUUCAGAAAAGUUUCUGGCGUAUUGUACGGCUCUUAUCCGGGCGCCUUCGUCAGAAUCGCCCCACUCGCACGGCAAUCUUGGAGAAGGACUCUUGACACCUCAAGGGCUUCCGGCACCAAACAAUGACGUGUUUGCAGAGGAGGCUGGGAAUUGCUAUGAAAGAUUACCUUUGUCUUUCAUCUACGAAACCCUCAAGGGUGACUUGUUCUUGACGAGCCCCUACAGCUUGGCGGCUUUUGUCAACCAAUUGAUUAUGACAGGCCUCAUCUCACUCCCCCCUCAUUCCCCUCUUCAACAUGACAACCUCUUACAGUCACAGCAAAACCAAGCUUCCUUUUCCCUGCCGCUCUUGAUGGAUUCAGCACCCACCACUGAAAUUUUGGUCUUGGCAAUCGAGUCGUUGUUGGAUGAUCUGGAUUUGACGAUGAAUGAGCAGGGAUUGAGGCUGAUGGUGGACCGGGCUUGGCCGAGUUUGCUGUGUGCUCCUUAUGCGCUUGAAAGGCUUGGUAAAGCCGCAGUCGGGUGGAUCAUGGCUGAAGAGGAUUGUUUGCGAGAGCUCAUCACCUCCUACGCCUCCAAGCACCGGCGGAUACCAGGCGUUCGCCCAAGUCCUGGUUCUCUUAAAGGCUCCAUAGAUGCCUACAAGAACGACAGGCAGCAGAUCAGAUCAACCUACGUGCGGGAUUGGUGCAAGGAUUUACAUGAUCAGGAUCCGGAGAUGUACGCGCAUAUCGUGUAUGACCAGUGCAAGCUGGCUGCUGUGAAUGCUGCGGCGGAAGACUCUGGCGGCGCGAAUCAGCAGCAGAUGGCGUCCAAGAUUGCUGGUAUAGCGGCCAACAAGAUGGCGGUGAUGGCGGAAGCAGGUGUAUUGUUCUCGACAGUUAUGGAGCUGUUGACUGCCUGGCUAGAGGAUCUUGGUCCUCUUGCUGAUCAUGACGUUGCUUAUCGCUCGUUGCCUCGACUACUCAGUCACCAACCUUCCGACUCGCCCGAUAUCUUUGCUCUUUCAGCAUCCACGACCAUGUCAAAUGCGUCCGAUUUCGCGCGAGUCUGCAGAUGGAUGCGAGUCUUGUCCUUUUCAGGUGCUGAGAUACCCUGGGAGUUGUUGCAGGUCCUCAUCGACCAGCAGGUAGAAUUCGGAGUAGACGUACCUCCGGAGGCCAGUCUGGACGUUGUGAUUGCUGUUAGCGCCAACGGAGCUCCACUUGAACCCAAGACGUUUGCCGGCCUGUGCAGCAUCAUGGCCACUACUGUGUUUGAUAACAUUGGUCCAGGACCGGGUGCUUUGAACCGAUUGGAAUUUGAGCUCAUCAAACGCACAAUGGUGUUGGUUCUCAAAGCGUACGGUGUAAUCUCAGAAGAUGUCUCGGAUACCGUUCUGGGGGGAACAGGGCAGCAAAUGAAGCAGUCCAUGAGUAUGGGAAAGCGACGAGGGACAAAGUUCUCUUUUGUUCGCUUUCCCCUCGACGCAAGAAUGACACUGGCGGCCGCCAAUUUGCUGGAACGUACUACUUGCCCAUGUGAAAUCGUGCUCGACUUCAUCUGGCUUUUGUCCACAAAGGCAAUCAACGUCGAUGAUCCAGUCGGAUUUCUGCACCACACUUGUGAGAGAUUCUACGUGAUCUUUUGGCCACUCAUAGCGCGCUCGGUCAGCCGCCGAUCGCGAGCCCGAGUCUUGUUGAGACUCUUGAGUGUCAAUUCGACUCCUCUGGUCAAGCUAAUCCACGCUCAAUCGGACGUUAGCCGCGAAGAACGUACAAUCGUUCGCGAACGACUACUCACUCUUAUUCUCGAGCUUGCCGAUUCCUCAAUCAACCAUGACCUUGUCAAUUGGCGAUCCUCUGCAGUGGCAUUGAUCUUGGUCUUCUUUGAUGUUCUCCUUGAUAACAAAGAAGUCAUCCCUGACAACCUUGUGGUCCACAAAUCCCUUUUACCUACCCAUCUGAAAGCAAUAUCCCUAUGCUUUGAAGAGUACCUCGUCAAGAACAGCGACGAAAACCGGCUCGUCCUUUUGACUCGUCUGAGAAGACUGAGGCUUGCGCUUCCGCAGUGGGCCGUCAUCUCUUGGGAGACUAUCGAGGAAAUACUAGCCGAAGAGGUGACUAGUAUGAGCCAAUUUCAGCCGGCACGAAAGUCUUCAGUGGAAACGGGCCUGACAGACUCUCAAGACGUGACAUACGCUCUUGCUGCUCUUGGUCUCGAGAUGCUCGCCUCUGGAGUCGCUGUAUCCUGGGUUACUGCUCAACGGUUUCAGCAACGUGUCGUGGCACUCGCCUCAGCAUCCUCGGCCAGCCCUUCUGCUUUUACUUCAACGAUGCUUCCGGCUCUACGCGCUGUACUAGACAGUCCUGCGAAGAUUCUUAUCACGGGUCAUACUUUUGAGACCAAGACAAGGAAUACCGCAUCAGUCGGUAGCUUAUUUGUUCCGGUGGCCAUCGACCUCGUUGAUGAUUUGAACGCCUACGAUCAUUUCACGCAGAGGCUCCUCUUGGAUGUACUCAUGGUGGUCUUUUUCAAGCAAAAUGUCAACCGAGUUGAACUUGCCGCCUUGACUUGUGUACAACAGGUGGCCGACUUUGUGUCUCUCAACGAUUGCUCAGAAAACCGACUUCUUGGUAUACAAAUCUUGCAAACAGCUGUAGAGAAAGUGGACCGAGAUAAGAUCAUACGUGCCGUUCCUCCGAUCUUCAACACUCUUGCUCUGGUCAUAGCCAACGAGAUCAGCGCGGAGUACUGUGAUUCUGCAGUAACCGAUCAAAGUAAAGUGUUUUUGAGAAGCAUAAUCAAAAGCUUCGGACGAUCCGGGCUAUAUCUACAAUUGUUCAGGAAUGAGUCGGAACGCCAAUGGCUCUCGCCCAAGCCCGCCACAGAGUCAAAUCUGUGCAAGGCGUUGCAGAUCCUUUACGCAGCCGAGCAAGCCGAGAGUCUUGCGCAAGUUGGUAUCUUCGACAACCUCUUCCACGACCUCCUUGACCUCACAAGGAGACCGCGAGAUCAAGUUAUACAGAUUCUCGGGUCUUUUGCGCGAUUGGUUGCCGAGUUGUGCAUAGACUUGAGUGUUGAGGCCGCCAACGACUUUGGAUCUUUCAUCAGUCGACUGAGCAAGCAUAUUGCAGAAUGGGGCUACGACUAUGAUCCCAAUCCCAUGUUACAGAGCUGUGCCAAAGUACUGGACCUUUCACCAUCUAGCACCUUAGUCCCACUAUUGAGCCAGAUAGCAACCAUCCUGAACCAAUGUCUCUGCCACUUUGGAGUGACAAGGCAGACUACUCUGAAACUACUAGAAGCCGGCCAACGCGCAGGUGCGAGAGCUGGAGUUGAGAAUCAGAUCAAGUCUGUGCUGCUGAACGUUGCGAGUACCGCCGUGGAUGGGCUUGCUGUGCCGCCUGUGUCUCUUCAUGCGCUGCUCAAGCUUCUCAACACCGACCUCUUCCCACACCUGUCGCCCACUAGCAAAGCUGGCCCGGAGCAUCACCGUGUCUUGGCCGAAAGCGGCUCUGGCUGCGUCAACAUACUGUUCCGUGGGCAUCAAACGAUGACAUCUACGCUGUUGACUGCAGAGCUGCUGCUCGAUAUAUUGGUGGAAGCAGGAACUUUGUUGUGCCAAGGAGAAAUCAUCAUACCGGGCACCAUUGGCAGAAACCUGACUCAGUUGACGAUGAACGCCGCAUCUAUCCAACUACGAUCCCUGUUGUUUCUGCUUUUGGCGUCUACCAAUGUUUCCAUGGGAACUUCCAGGUCACGCCUUUUCGCUCUAUACCCACUCCUCGCGCGAGCCACCUCACUUUCUCUCCGGGCUUCUGCCGACUACAUGUCCAUCCAGGACGCCGAGGGCACAGGUGCUUCUAUCCUCUCAUUAGUUUUCAUGACCUUGCGGGUAGCUUUCCUGGCAGUGACAGAUAAGGUCGCGAUGGACGCGAACGGUAUCUUUGAAUCACAGAAGGAUGAUGUUCUGGACGAGUUUUGGGCGAGGGUCUGGCCCGAUUGGAACCGUUUAUUUGCACUAUCUUUCGACCCGAAGUGCAUCAACGGAGCUCUCAGAUCUGUAACUCAUUCCGUGUUCCUGGAUCUCCUGGUGUUCCUCGAUGCUGUUCAGUCCCCGAUAUUGAUACGCCACGGCGAGGCGUUGACCGUGACCCUGGCGAUGCUAGCCAAGUACCAAGACUCCCAAGGGAUGGCCACGACCGCAAAGAUGCAGAAGGCUGGUCUAGUGCUUGAAAAGGCGGGAACUCUUGGCCUUGGUAGCAAUGUCAUGGUGAACACUGCUGCUGUGUUGAAGCAGCUGAGGGAGGAUCUCCUAGCGACAGAACGGAUACAAGUCCUGAAUAGGUGA